AUGAUGCUGCUGGUGGAAUUCCCCGAUGGACGGAUUCUCGCUUGCAAGGCUAAUAUGUCAAAUAUUCCACUGGCUAUGGAUACGCCGGUGCGUGAUGUUAUUUUCACAUUGAACAAGCUGACCAGCAGCACGAACUCGAUAAUCCCCGCUUCCUACCCUGGCAAACUACAGCUCGACCGCGUAGCUCUUAUUGGACACUCGCUAGGCGGCGCCACAGCAGCGCAGGCCAUGCUCAACGACACCCGCUUCGCCGGUGGCCUCAACUUCGACGGUAGUCUGCACGGCUCAGUCAUGCAGCAGGGUCUCGAUCGAUUAUUCAUCGGCUUCGGCCAGACCGAUGUUGCAGGACCAGGGUACGAGACGUGGAAUGAAACAUGGCCGCAUCUGCGUGAUUUCGGGAUGCAGCUGCAGUUGAAGGAUUCGCUGUAUCUCACGUUCAGCGACUUGCCGAUUAGAUUCUGCGCCAUCGGCUAG
Molecule: messenger RNA, 474 nt
Organism: Aspergillus chevalieri
Lineage: Eukaryota; Fungi; Ascomycota; Eurotiomycetes; Eurotiales; Aspergillaceae
Exons: 1
Coding region: 1-474 (157 amino acids)
Source: RefSeq, a predicted model, not a curated record